AUGUCAUUCCUCGGUGGCGCUGAGUGCUCGACGGCUGGAAAUCCGUUGACACAGUUCACAAAGCACGUUCAAGAUGACAAGUCUCUACAACGCGAUCGGCUUGUGGGAAGAGGCCCUGGGGGUAUGCAUGAAGGCAUGCGGUCCCAGGGCAUGAUGGGUGGCCAGGAUCCGAUGAUGGACGAAUUCGCCCAACAACCCGCCCAAAUGCCCGGUGCCCCCCCACAGCCAUUUGCAAUGGAACACAUGAGACGCGAACUGGAACAAUUCCAAGCCGCUCCGCCGCGAACAGGAUCACCCGGGUGGGCGGCUGAAUUCGACGGUGGAGAACACGCCCGGAUGGAGGCUGCUUUUGCUGGGCCCCAGGGGCCAAUUAUGAAUAAUGGAUCAGGCUUUACGCCGGCCGAAUUCGCCCGUUUCCAACAGCAGAGUCAUGUCGGGAUGCCUCAGACCGCUGGUCCGGCGGCCUCGGCUGCGUCGCCGAUGAUGGCUGGUUAUCAGCGUCCGAUGGGGAUGGGGGGAAUGGGGAUGGGAGGUAUGGGUAUGGGUGGAAUGGGUAUGAUGCGACCUACAUAUAGUCCUAUGGGAGCGAUGCAACAGCCGCAACCCGCGGAAGAGGCUAUGCAGGACAAGGGCAAGGGUCGUAUGGUGGAGUUGGAUGAUCAGAACUGGGAGGCGCAGUUUGCAGAGAUAGAGACAGCUCAGACUAAUGAGGCUACCACGGACGAAGAGGCCAAUAAAGCUAUGGAGGCGGAGCUGAACGAUCUUGACAGGUCAGUCCCCACCACCACCGAAGAUGGUGGUUUUGAAAGCGUAUGGCGAAAAGUCCAAGCUGAGACGUCGGCAAACAGGAAACUGGUUGAAGAAGAGGGCGACUUUGAUGUUACUGAUAACAUGCAUAUGGGCGAUCUUGGAGACUGGGACCAGUUCGAUGCGCUCAACACCCGUUCCCGAGAUCCGCAGCUGGGCGACUACAUGUUCGAAGAGGAGAAUGUUUUCCGGAACGUGAGUGACCCGUUUGAGGAGGGUGUCAAGGUCUUGCGCGAAGGGGGCAAUCUGUCUCUGGCUGCAUUAGCUUUCGAAGCUGCUGUGCAGAAGGACCCCUCGCAUGUGCGCGCCUGGACUAUGUUGGGAGCGGCGCAGGCUCAGAAUGAAAAGGAACUACCUGCAAUUCGUGCCUUGGAGCAAGCUCUUAACACUGAUGGAAACAACCUCGAUGCCCUUAUGGGCCUGGCUGUUUCCUACACUAACGAAGGAUACGAUUCGACGGCAUACCGGACACUUGAGCGAUGGCUUUCCGCCAAGUACCCUUCAGUCAUCGAUCCCAAGAAUCUCUCAUCCGACGCGGACUUGGGCUUCACAGACCGUCAGAUCCUACACGACCGGGUCACCGAUCUUUUUAUCCAAGCCGCCCAGAUGUCACCCUCCGGAGAGCACAUGGACCCAGACGUGCAGGUCGGCUUGGGUGUCCUCUUCUACUGCGCUGAAGAGUACGAUAAGGCCGUUGACUGCUUCUCCGCUGCACUAGCCUCUACCGAAUCCGGUACCGUGAACCAGCAGGAGCAGCUUCACCUGCUCUGGAACCGUCUCGGUGCCACUCUUGCCAACUCUGGUCGCUCUGAAGAAGCCAUCGAGGCUUACGAACAGGCACUCACAAUCAACCCCAACUUCGUCCGCGCACGCUACAACCUGGGUGUUUCGUGUAUUAACAUUGGCUGUUACCCAGAAGCCGCUCAGCACCUGCUGGGUGCGCUGUCAAUGCAUCGUGUCGUUGAGCAGGAAGGCCGCGAGCGUGCCCGGGAAAUCAUCGGAGGCGACAACGUCGACGAUGAACAACUGGAGCGCAUGCUUCACGUGAGCCAGAACCAGAAAAUCAUGGCCAAAGCAACCGGCGCGCAGCUAAUCGCGCGCACACUACGCGAUCUAGGUGUCACAGUGAUCUUCGGAAUCGUUGGUAUCCCCGUCGUGGAGAUAGCCGAAGAAGCUAUCAAUCUGGGAAUUCGAUUCGUUGCGUUCCGCAACGAGCAGGCAUGCAGCUAUGCAGCGAGCGUAUAUGGAUAUAUGACGGGGAGGCCGGGCGUUUGCCUUGUUGUUGGAGGGCCGGGGGUUCUUCAUGCGUUGGCGGGUAUUGGCAAUGCCACAGCAAACAACUUCCCUCUGAUAGUCCUCGCAGGAUCAGCAGAAACCAGCAACGUGACGAAAGGCUCGUUCCAGGAAAUGGACGCCAUCUCGUUUCUAACACCGCAUACCAAGCUCGCUGUCCGCGCAUCCACCCUAGACUCCAUAUCCGGCUCCGUGCAGAACGCCUACAGAACAUGUUGGUACGGUCGCCCGGGUCCGACGUACGUUGAUCUCCCCGCCGAUAUCAUCCAGGGCAAUGCGCCAGCCGGCACUGCGAUCCCGCCUCCUGAGAAGAUAUUACUUCCAUCUCCGCCAAGGGCAAGCGGGGAUCCGAAGAUGAUACUGAAAGCCGUGCAGUUGCUGAAGAGCGCGAAAGCGCCAUUGCUGGUUAUUGGGAAGGGUGCUGCUUACGCGCGCGCGGAGGCUGGGAUUAGGAAGCUUGUUGAGCAUACGCAGGUGCCUUUCUUGCCAACGCCGAUGGGGAAAGGUGUUAUUCCUGAUUCGCACCCGCUGAAUGCAUCAAGUGCGCGUAGUGCGGCGCUGAAACAUGCGGAUGUCGCGCUGGUGCUUGGGGCUAGGUUGAAUUGGAUUCUGCACUAUGGGGAGCCGCCAAAGUGGUCGCCCAAGGCGAAGAUUAUCCAGGUAGAUCUUUGUGCGGAGGAGAUUGGGCGAAAUGCGGGGUCGGCAGAGUUGGGGAUUGUUGGGGAUAUUGACCUCGUGGUUGAGCAGUUGCAGCAUGCGUUGGCGAAUUGGCGAUAUACGCCAUCGCCGUUGCCUGCGGGUGGACAGCCAUUCCCAGUGUUGCUGGCCGAAUCGGCGAAGAAGAACGAGGCUAAAGCGCAGAAAGCAGCGCUGCUCAAGACACCAUCUUCUUCGCCAUUGACUUACCAGCGCGCAUACCAUAUCAUCAAAUCAACUUUGAAUACACUAACACCUCCUGAAGCUGGUGAUGUUGUCUACGUAUCGGAAGGCGCCAAUACGAUGGAUAUCUCCCGUUCAGUUUUCCCUCUUUACCAUCCUCGUCAGCGCUUAGAUGCAGGCACUUACGCAACCAUGGGUGUGGGACUGGGCUACAUUAUCGCGGCGCAUGAAGCCUUCAAUGCCUCCGCGUCGCUCGGCACUACACUAUCCGCAGCAGCUAAACCAAAGAAGAUCGUCGCACUGGAAGGUGACAGCGCCUUCGGAUUCAGCGCAAUGGAGAUCGAGACCAUGGCGCGCUACCGAAUUCCCGCUCUUAUCUUCGUCAUGAACAACUCAGGCAUCUACCACGGUGACAGCACAAGCGAAGAUUCCUGGAAAUCCUUACAAUACCAAACAAUCACAAACAGUACGAAAGCAUUCAGCCCCGAAGAGGAAGGAAAGAAAGGUCUGCGCUCAACGAGUCUUCUGUACGAGACCCGCUAUGAGAAAUUGGCGACAAUGUGUGGUGGAAAGGGGUAUUUCGCGCGUACUGAGGAGGAACUAGAGAAGGCUACGAGGGAGGGGUUCUUGAGUGAUAGUGUUACGGUUGUGAAUGUGGUUAUUGAGCCGGGAAUUGGGAAGAAGAUUGGGUUUGCGUGGCAGGGAGGUAAUAAUAAGCAGGAGGCGAAGCUGUAA
Messenger RNA from Aspergillus ruber CBS 135680, 3714 nucleotides. RefSeq lists its product as uncharacterized. Bases 1 to 3714 code for a protein of 1237 amino acids. The transcript is spliced from 4 exons. Gene Ontology annotation, biological process: fatty acid alpha-oxidation. Lineage: Eukaryota; Fungi; Ascomycota; Eurotiomycetes; Eurotiales; Aspergillaceae. The record is from RefSeq and is a predicted model, not a curated record. Gene Ontology annotation, cellular component: peroxisome. Gene Ontology annotation, molecular function: thiamine pyrophosphate binding; magnesium ion binding; catalytic activity.